AUGAGUCUGGGCAGCACCAGUACAGAAUCUGAAGUUUCAGAGGAUGAGUUGGAGGAUUGUCCUUUGGGUGAGGAUGACGACUGUAGCAGCGAAAGCCCUGCAAAGAUUCGUUCAGAGUGCUCGGUGUCAUCCAGCCCCAGUGACACGGAGGGCUUCAAAGCGGCUAAGAGGCGUACUCGGCCUAAGCGGUCCAAAGCACGGAGAGUCGCCGCCAAUAUCCGAGAGAGGAAGCGCAUCCUGGACUACAACCAGGCCUUCAACGCCUUGCGCACUGUCCUCAAACAUGACCUUAGCGGAAAGCGUCUAUCCAAGAUCGCCACUCUUCGCCGUGCUAUCCACCACAUUUCAACACUGUCUUUAUGUCUGUGGACACAAUCAGACACUGAAGCACACGCACCUCCGUGUGCCCAUAUGGAGUGUUACCGACAGCCAGAAGACAACACUUCUCUGCCCAAGAAGACAGUAACUUUCCAGGAACCGAUGGAGAACUACAUUCCCCAUCAGCCAGAGCCUGUAGCAGUUUCUCCAGAGAUACCUGGAAUUUUGUACCAGGACAUAUCAAACUCUGUACCAUCUCCUCACUACAGCCACUGUGCAACCAACAGUCAGGUACACGUGAGCCAUGGACGCUACAGUCACCACUGGGAGGACCGAAGCAGUGAUUACUACAGUGGAGGAGCUGGAUAUCAACAUGGGAUGAGGGUCACCUGCCAUCAGAAUCAUAUGGACACUUAUGCAGACUCUGCUAAGGCUUGGCAGCUGGGUUACCUUCAAUAUCAUGGAUACCAGAAAUCCCUGAGUAUACACUGA
Sinocyclocheilus rhinocerous is the source of this 810-nucleotide messenger RNA. RefSeq names its product class A basic helix-loop-helix protein 9-like. Gene Ontology annotation, molecular function: DNA-binding transcription factor activity, RNA polymerase II-specific; protein dimerization activity; RNA polymerase II transcription regulatory region sequence-specific DNA binding. The record is from RefSeq and is a predicted model, not a curated record. Gene Ontology annotation, biological process: developmental process; regulation of transcription by RNA polymerase II. NCBI's taxonomy places the organism in Eukaryota, Metazoa, Chordata, Actinopteri, Cypriniformes, Cyprinidae.